This is a messenger RNA of Phytophthora sojae, 648 nucleotides long. RefSeq lists its product as hypothetical. The transcript has 3 exons. The record is from RefSeq and is a predicted model, not a curated record. The coding region runs from base 1 to 648 and encodes 215 amino acids. Lineage: Eukaryota; Oomycota; Peronosporomycetes; Peronosporales; Peronosporaceae.
AUGUGGGCACCCACACGCGCGCCGUGUGCGUUAUGCGAGCGCAGGUUCAUGCGGUCCAGCCUGCCCGGAGUGGUGCUCAUGAAGCGCAUCUACGAUCUCCGCCGCAAGUGGGGCGUCAUCCAAGACUCCAAGAAGCACAACGCCGCAUCAGCUCUAUACGCGACAGCCAACGUGUGCGUAUUUUACGCCGAAGUUGCUCGCAUGAUCCACGAUUCAAUCCUCUGUCGAUGGCAUCAGCAGCUCUCGAGCCGUACGGAGGACAGCAACCUGCAGGAUAUCGCAGUCAAGAAGCGCGUCCGCCAGUCGUCCACUGUCUGCAGCAUGAAGGCGCAGAACGCUUUGGACCCGGACACCAAUCGAUCCGCCCACACCAAGGAGGAGUUCCAGCCGUGGUGGGAGAUCGACCUCGCCAACUACGUCGAGGUGCACUCGGUCAAAGUCUAUCUGCGAGACGAAGUGAGCCACUUGUACGCGGCUGCAAGGGGGCUGGCAGCGAAUCCUGGCAGACACACAACGGGCGUGUAUCCGCUGCACAUCAGCGUAUCGAUGAAGACUGGAGUGGGCCGUGACUGCGACGACAUCAUUGCGAAAGUCUCGAGGCCGAUUCGUCCGCAUCCAGUGCGAAGGUCGCGCCAUUCUGCACAUUGA